Molecule: messenger RNA, 1605 nt
Organism: Plasmodium malariae
Lineage: Eukaryota; Apicomplexa; Aconoidasida; Haemosporida; Plasmodiidae
Gene: MiaA
Product: tRNA delta(2)-isopentenylpyrophosphate transferase, putative
Exons: 1
Coding region: 1-1605 (534 amino acids)
Biological process (GO): tRNA modification
Cellular component (GO): mitochondrion
Molecular function (GO): tRNA dimethylallyltransferase activity
Source: RefSeq, a predicted model, not a curated record
AUGAGAAAUCAAAACGUAAUUUUUAAAGGAGAAAAAAGUAAAAUAAAUAAUAAAGUAAUACACAAAAACAGGAACAUUUUAAAAUGUUUUAUAAGGAGGAGUGCCUAUUAUUUUUACCCAAAAAAAUCUAAAUCAGAAUUUUAUUAUACUUUUAAUAGUGGUAAUUCUGAACUCAUUAAAAAGUGCAGAGAUAGUAAGUAUAUAUUAUCAUAUAUAUACAGUAAAAUCUGUUGCUUGAAAAGGAAUAGUAGCAAUGUGAAAAAUUACUUGCUCGAGACGAAUGAUACCCAAGUUAAUAACAUAAAAGUAGGCCUAAUAAAAUUAAAUGAAGAAAAGGAGAAAAACUUGAAUUAUAUAGCCGCACUUAAUGGAAUAAACAAAGCGAGUAACAUGCAGUUGUCUAGAGAUGAAUAUGCAGCAAAUUCAGAUGCUACAAACGAGAAUACGCCAGAUACUAAUGAAAAACGAAAGGAUAUUAGUUUACCCACACUUACAGAUAACGAUAAAGUGACAAAUAGUCCACUAUUUUUAUCAUGUUGUAAUAGAAAAGAGAAGGAAAAAAUAAUUUUAGUCAUAGGCGUAACAUGCAGUGGUAAGACAAAGUUUAGUAUCGACUUAUGUAAAGAAUUAUUAAAUCAUAAUAUAGAAGGGGAAAUUAUUAGUGCUGAUUCUAUGCAAGUUUACCAGGAUUUUAGUGUAGGAAUUGCAAAAGUAGAUGAAGAUGAAAAAAGAGAUAUAAAACAUCAUAUGUUAGAUGUAUGUGAAUUAAAUCAAGAGUUUAAUGCUCACAAAUUUAUUAAUUAUACAAUACCAAUUAUUAAAAAUAUUAAUAUUAAUAAAAAGGUAGCUAUAGUAACAGGGGGUACUCUUCUAUAUAUUGAAUCUUUGUUAUGGGAGUCCGUCGUUGAUUUAAGGGAAAAAAGGGAAGAAGAAAAGGCUGAACAGUUGCCAGGUGAGAGAGUAGGAGAAAAAGUAAAAGACAAGUAUGAACAUAAAACAAAUGAUGAAUUGCACGAAGAGCUUAAAAGAGUUGAUGAAGAAAGAGCUAAUCAGCUCCACAAAAAUGAUAGAAAAAGAAUAUGCCGAAGUCUUGAUAUUUUUUACACAUAUAAUAAAAAACAUAGUGAAUUAAUAAAAAUGAAAAAUCACAAAAACAAUAACAUUGAGAAAACAAGAUAUUUACCUUGUUUGUUUUAUUUAGAUUAUAAUAACGAUGAUAUCUUAAAAGAACAAAUUGAAAAACGAGUGAACGAUAUGAUUUUAAAAGGCCUUUUGGAUGAAGCUAUAAAAUUAAAAGAGAUGAACAAUACCAAGGAUGUAAAAUUAUUAGGAAAAGGAAUAUAUCAAAGUAUUGCAUAUAAAGAAUUUGAUACAUAUAUCGAAAACAAAAUAAUUAACAAAAUUGAUGAUGAGAAGUUAUUCAAUAUAUGUAAGGAUAAUUUAAUUAGAAAAACUUAUAAAUAUGCCAAAAGACAAAGAAGAUGGGUUUUUAACAGGUUUGUAAAAAAUUACAGUAUCCCCUUAAACAAAAUUGAUGUGUCAACGAAUUAUACGCAGCAGCUAAGUAAUGCAUUACAAAUUGUGUUGAAUUUUUUGAAAAGUUAA